Molecule: messenger RNA, 1162 nt
Organism: Syzygium oleosum
Lineage: Eukaryota; Viridiplantae; Streptophyta; Magnoliopsida; Myrtales; Myrtaceae
Exons: 1
Coding region: 259-1122 (287 amino acids)
Molecular function (GO): RNA-DNA hybrid ribonuclease activity; nucleic acid binding
Source: RefSeq, a predicted model, not a curated record
UGCUGAAAACUGUGGUUCAGGCUUUACCACAUUAUGUAAUGUCUAUUUUUAAGAUACCCGUAUCGAUUUGUAAAGCCAUAGAGCGAAAGAUAGCCAAUUUCUAGUGGAAAAACAGUGAAUCAAAAGCUAGUUUACAUUGGAAAAGAUGGGAAAUCAUGAAAACCAGAAAAGAUGAGGGAGGAAUGGGAUUCAGGGAUUUAAUUAGUGUCAACAAAGCACUACUGGGGAAACAAGCUUGGAGACUAGUUAAAAAUCCUGAUGCAUUAUGGAGUAAAGCUGUUGAAAGGAUUGUAUUUUUAUCGUAAAGACUUCUGGCAUGCUGAGAAAGGCUACAGACCAUCCUGGGGUUGGCAAAGUAUCUUGAAGGGACGAGAAGCGAUCUUGAACUCAGUGAUAUGGGUAAUUGGAAACGGAGAAAAGGUUAACAUCAGAACAGAUAGGUGGUUGAAGAGGGGUAUAAUUGGGCAGGUGUGGAAGGCCCGAAACAACCAGAUUUUCAGAGGUGUUAAACCGAAUGCAAAAGAAGUAGUGGGAUCAGCUUGGAUAAUGCAUCAAAGUGUUAAAAAAUGGAGCAUUCGAGCAAAAACCGCAGAAAAGAGAGGAGAUCUUACCUCAGCGCAAGCAUGGGCAGGCCCGGCGGAGGGUAUCCUGAAAAUCAACAUCGAUGGGUCUCUUGGCAAAGGAUCGACGGACAGUGCGAUAGCUUUCAUCUGUCGGGAUUACUCCGGCUGCCUUGUUGAUGGAUUCGUCCAGAACGUCCGAGCAUCCUCCCCGGCACAAAUCGAAACCCCAGCUCUUCUCGCUGCCCUCAAGUACGUUGAACGGAACAAAGUUGAAAGAGUUGAACUGGAGUCGGACCGUAUAGAACUGAUAAGCGCAUUGAGGCAAGGAGAAGAGAUCAGCUGGGAAGUAACGGCCCUUAUAACGGAAUGCUACUAUCUACUUUCAAGGGUACAGGGUGUACGCCUGAAAUUUUGUCCAAGAACUGCAAAUUAUGUGGCUGAUUGGGUAGCGCGGACUCAUAGAAAGAAAUGUCUUCCAUCUGACUGGCUCUAUUCCCCUCCUCAGGCCCUUUGGGCAUUGCUAUGUAACGACGCCCCUUGCUUGGGCCCUGCUAGCUAAGUCCAGUUUAUGAUAUAUGUAAGUAUUCGUAUUUGAUCCA